AUGUUAACCCGCUGGUUAACUUUCAUCGCUCUACUGGCUGCCUCAGUAUACGCUGGUGUAGCAGCUGUUGGCCAUGAUGCCCUGACGGUGGUGCCCACCAGCAGGGUCGAAGGACAACCAGAGGUGCAAGUGACUGUCAAGUGUGGAGAUGGAAAGAAGGCGGGUGUGGUGGCCUACUGGCACACCCCCUUUGGACACCUCCAAACGCCUGGCUUCCACGCCAGACUGGACCCGGUUUACAUGCACCAUGAUGGCAGCCUUGUGGUCACCAAGCUGAGCAGCCUCCACGAGGGCUUGUAUUACUGCCUCUUGCGGCACGAUGGGGGAUCCACACUGUUCCCCUAUCAGCUUUGCAAACGGCCAGAAGACGUUGGACAAGAACAUUUCAGGUUCAGGAGGGAGCUUGGUUCUGUUGCAGAGGAGCAGGAAAAUGUUUCUGACCGGCUCUUGGCAGGAGCUGUGGCAGCCUCAGUGCUACUCACGUUUGUGUUUGGCUUCAGUGCAGGAGCUCUGAGCAGGAGAAAUGUUCUCAGGUGUUGGACGGGGCUCACUAAGAUCUUACCUGCCUCAUCUCCACGGCAACAGCGUGACCUGUCAGAUGCUGACAUCACCAUGGCGACGCUCUCAUCCAUGCACAACAAGAUGGAGCAGGUGACGGACGACGAGACCACAAGCAGCUUGGGUUCGAACCCGCCUGCCAAACCUCAGAGAAGCUUCCGGGAAAGACGAGAGGCGCAGGCCUACUGGGAAGCAUGUGACCGCGUGGAGGGCAGGAGCAUAGAAGAGGCGAGAGGAAGGCUGGAGGAAUGUGAUGGAAAGGUCAGAGAAGUCAGACCAUCAGGACAAGACAAGGAUGAGGAGGGGAUGAGUAGGAAAGAAGAGGAAGACGGAGAGGUGGGAGGUUUUGAUGGGAGGAUAGAGGACGACCACACAGGAGAAAAGAAUGAUGACGGUGAAAAUGAGAGGAAAGAGGAUGAUGAAAAAGACAAUGACGAAGAUGAAAAAGAGAAUGAAGUAGAUGAAAAAGAGAAUGAAGUAAAUGAAAAAGACAAUGAAGUAAAUGAGAAAAAUAAAAAAGAGAAAGUCAAAAAAGAGAAUGAGGUAGAUGAAAAAGAGAAUGAGGCAGAUGAAAAAGAGAAUGAAGUAGAUGAAAAAGACAACGAGGAAGAUGAGAAAGAGAAGAAUGAGGUAGAUGAGAAAGAGAAAAAUGAGGUAGAUGAGAAAGAGAAGAAUAAGGUAGAUGAGAAAGAGAAGAAUAAGGUAGAUGAGAAAUUGAAGAUUGAGGUAGAUGAGAAAGAGAAGAAUGAGUUAGAUGAGAAAGAGAAAAAUGAGGUAGAUGAGAAAGAGAAGAAUAAGGUAGAUGAGAAAGAGAAGAAUAAGGUAGAUGAGAAAUUGAAGAUUGAGGUAGAUGAGAAAGAGAAGAAUGAGGUAGAUGAGAAAGAGAAGAAUAAGGUAGAUGAGAAAGAGAAGAAUGAGGUAGAUGAGAAAGAGAAAAAUGAGGUAGAUGAGAAAGAGAAGAAUAAGGUAGAUGAGAAAGAGAAGAAUAAGGUAGAUGAGAAAGAGAAGAUUGAGGUAGAUGAGAAAGAGAAGAUUGAGGUAGAUGAGAAAGAGAAAAAUGAGGUAGAUGAGAAAAAGAAUAAGGUAGAUGAGAAAGAGAAGAUUGACGUAGAUGUAAAAAAGAAUAAGGAAGAUGAGAAAGGAGAGAAGAGUAAUGAUGAAGAUGGAGGGGCAGACGUGAGCAGUGAAAGUUUGUCUUCACAAACAGACGGUGAUGAUGAUGGAGGCGAAGAUAAAAAAGAGGAACUUUCUUCCUCUCAAGUCUCGCCGUCUCGUUCGAGUCGCGUCAUCCGUCUCUAUCAGUACGACGAAGAUGGCCGCCGAUACGGCCACCUCCCCGACCCGGGCCCAGAGGAGCCGGGCCCCGCCCCCAAACUCAAGCAGCGCUCCGCGUCUUUGACACGCCUCAACGCCAUCAUGGCCGCCGCCUCAGCUGGACCACUAGACACGCCCCCGAGGGGGCAGGAGGGGUCAGCGAGGACGGAGACGACACACUUUGGAAUGGACAUUUAA
Molecule: messenger RNA, 2070 nt
Organism: Entelurus aequoreus (snake pipefish)
Lineage: Eukaryota; Metazoa; Chordata; Actinopteri; Syngnathiformes; Syngnathidae
Product: cilia- and flagella-associated protein 251-like
Exons: 3
Coding region: 1-2070 (689 amino acids)
Source: RefSeq, a predicted model, not a curated record